AGCGGUCAUAACUAUCAGUGAAUGGUGACUCACUUCACGUGUACAUGUCUCCAGAAGAAAGUGAUAUCCACAAACACAUGAAGAGCUGGAACAAAUAGUCCCGUCAUUAUGUUGAUGGGUUUCAAUCAAUCAACUCUUUAUUACAAACUCAAGGUCCAGAUAGUACAAAAACAGUAAAUAUAUGUAAAAAAAUCAAAAUCAAACACAAACAGGGUCACAAGCUGAGUACAUAGACCUUCAAAGGCCUUAUGAACAAACAACUGUACCAAUGUCUCCACAGCUGGGACUGGUAGCGUGAAGUGCUAAACUUUAUAUAUGACAAAGCCAGGAUAAUUGCAUUUCCAGAGACCCAGCAGAUAAAUUUAUACAUAAGAUUUCUUAAUACAGCUUUGAAAGUGUUAACUCCUGCAGUCACAAACAUUUCACUCGCACUACACCAUCUAGGCCUCUAGCAAUAUUCGCAUGGCAUCCUUAUAAGCUACUUGGAGUCUCUGUAGGCUUUUUUAUAACUGGACCAGAAGUGUGCAGUACAGAGUGAUGUAAAAUAAGCUUUAAACAUCUUCACUCCAUCUCUACAAAUUCCAAAUGUGCGCAAAACAAUAUUAGCUUGUGCAUACAUCUUACGACAUUGCCUAUAGAUAUCAUCAUCAUCUGUUCUGUAAUAAAAUGUCCAAGAUAUUUUACCUUAUCACAGGCAACGAGGUAAUUAUCAGACUAUUUAUAAUUAGGGAACUUUAGAAUUCUGUCCUCUUUAUAUCAUGUUCCACACCAUCGACAGUACAUGAAUUAAGAAGCUGCUGGGUUUCUCUAAAGUUAUAUAUUUGACUUGAUUAAAUAGACGAGUGACAAUGAAAGAUUGUAGGUUACUCAUGCGCGUGCAACAAUGUUGUUACCAAUCACCGGGGUGACAAGGCCCCACAGUUGUUUUUACUCUAUGACAGCUGUGGGAGCUCUCGUAUUCGGCCAACUUGAAUUCCUCCUGGAUGGGGUCGCUGGCUAUGUUUAGUGGGGGCACGGUUAUAUAAUAAAGUGGCAUUGGAACUGGCUGCCUUCAGUUCUUUGUCUUCAUCGGCCACGACAGUCAGACUCAGGAACACCUCCAUCCAGGUCCUGUGCUUAGAGAAUGGAUCCCCAAAGCAUGAGGGAAGAUCUCCAACUGUUCCAGAGCACUUUGCUGCAGGAUGGACUCAAAGAGCUCCUGAAUGAGAACAAGUUAGUUGACAGUGUCCUAAAGGUUGGAGACCGAAGCAUCCCGUGUCAUCGCCUCAUCCUCGCAGCUUGUAGUCCGUAUUUCCGGGAGCUCUACUUCUCAGCGGACGGCAAGGAAAUGGAACAACUGGAGGUGGUUCUGGAGAACAUGGACCCCAACGUGAUGGAGGCGAUUGUGAAUUACAUGUACUCGGCGGAGAUCGACAUCAACGAAGACAACGUGCAGGAUAUCCUGGCCGCCGCCAGCCGCUUGCAGAUCCCCUCGGUGUUCACAGUCUGUGUGAACUAUCUCCAGAAGAGACUGUCUGUCAAAAACUGCCUCGCCAUCUACAGGCUGGGACUGGUGCUGAACAGCGCCCGGCUGGCGAUGGCAGCUCGAAAUCACAUCGCAGAUCGGUUCGAGGCCAUAGCCACAGACGAGGAUUUCUUACAGCUCUCUCCGCCCGAACUCUUUGCCAUCAUUGGAGCGGACGCGUUGAAUGUCGAAAAAGAGGAAGUGGUGUUUGAGACGCUCAUGAGGUGGAUCCGAAAAGAACCGGAGAAGCGCGUGAAGUCCUUGGAGGAGGCCUUCGAGUGCAUCCGUUUCCGUUUACUGCCAGAGCAGUACUUCAAGGAGAAGGUGGAGAAGGAUGACCUCAUCAAGGCUGACCCCGAGCUUCUUAAAAAGAUCAAAGUCAUCAAGGAUGCCUUUGCGGGAAAGCUGCCCGAGGGGAAGAAGGGAGGAGAUGAGGAGGAAGGAGAGGAGGCGGAGAAGCUGCCCGGCUAUUUGAAUGACCAGCGCAGAUAUGGCAUGUAUGCCAAAGACAUGGUUUUGAUGAUCAAUGACACUGCCAGCGUGGCUUAUGACACCCAAGAGAACGAAUGCUUUCUCGCCGCAAUGGCGGAGCAGGUCCCCCGAAACCACGUCAGCGUGGUAUCAAAAAACAACAUCCUGUAUGUGUUGGGAGGACUGUUUGUAGAUGAGGAGGACAAAGAAAACCCGCUGCAGUGUUACUUCUACCAGUUUGACAGCCUCACUGCUGAAUGGGUGGCUCUGCCGCCCAUGCCCUCCCCCAGGUGUUUGUUCGCUGUGGGGGAAUGUGAAAAGCUCCUCUUUGCAGUGGCCGGAAAAGAUUUGCAGUCCAACGAGUCUCAUGACACCGUCAUGUGCUACGACACGGAAAAAAUGAAGUGGACGCAGACAAAGAAGUUGCCCUUGAAUAUCCACGGCCACUGUGUGGUCUCUGAGAACGGGCUGGUGUACUGCAUCGGAGGAAAAACGGACGACAACAAAGCAACCAAUAAGAUGUUUGCAUACAACCACAAGAGGUCAGAGUGGAAGGAAGUGGGCUCCAUGAAAACCCCCAGGUCCAUGUUUGGGGCAGCUAUCCACAACGGGACGAUUGUUGUCGCCGGGGGAGUCAACGAGGAAGGGCUCACAGCCACAUGCGAAACAUACGACUUUGCAACCAACAAGUGGUCCCCCUUCACAGAGUUGCCCCAGGAGAGGAGCUCCGUCAACCUGGUGAGCUGCGGGGGGCAGCUGUACUCUCUGGGAGGCUUCGCCAUCGUGGAGAACGAGAACAAAGAGUGCGAACCCAGUGAAGUCCUCGACAUCUGGCAGUAUGAAGAGGACAAGAAACAGUGGACCGGCAUCAUCAGAGAGAUGCGUUACGCGGCCGGCGCCUCCUGUGUCUCCAUGCGUCUAAAUGCAGCCAGGAUGCCCAAACUGUGAGAAAUGGAACAGGGACAGGGACAGACAAGGCACCCUGACGUUCCUGCUGUAGGCCAAAUAUCAUGUACAUGCUCUUAUUUAGUGGCUUGUGAUUUACAUUUCAAGGUAGCACGUGUCCUCUUUGAUUGUCCUGUGAGUGGUUUAAUGAAAAGGUUUCAUGGUUUUUGUCACGUCACUUACCCCCAAAAAUGAUUAAUACUGUUGAAGGAUGGUAUUGUAUGUUUUCCGUGAAUCUGUAAAGUUUCAUUAUCCAUUUGGUAAUAUGUACCUGGUGUCUUUUCAGUACAUCAUCUGAUAAGGGCUCAAUGUUUCUAUUUUGUGUUUAAUUGUUUUUCUUUUUU
Pungitius pungitius (ninespine stickleback) is the source of this 3264-nucleotide messenger RNA. It is a transcript of the gene klhl41a, whose product is annotated as kelch-like family member 41a. Gene Ontology annotation, molecular function: protein binding. The transcript has 6 exons. Lineage: Eukaryota; Metazoa; Chordata; Actinopteri; Perciformes; Gasterosteidae. The record is from RefSeq and is a predicted model, not a curated record. Bases 1124 to 2923 code for a protein of 599 amino acids.